GGGCGGAGGCCGGCGGCUGCGCGGGGGCGGGGCUUUACAGACGCACGCACGUCAAGGUUCUGCUGCUCUGAGCUGCGGAGGCUGCGGGUUUGGUCUUCGGCGGCUGCGGGUUUGGUCUUCGGCGGCUGCUUUGGCUGCGGCCCGGCCCGCGGCUGGAGUUUGGAGAGAAAUCCAGGUACUCAGUUGACCCACCCUUUCUGCUGCCAUGGGGGAGCUUUUCCGGAGUGAGGAGAUGACGCUGGCCCAGCUUUUUCUCCAGUCAGAAGCUGCUUAUUGUUGUGUCAGUGAAUUAGGAGAACUCGGAAAGGUUCAGUUUCGUGAUUUAAAUCCAGAUGUGAAUGUUUUCCAGCGGAAAUUUGUGAAUGAGGUUAGAAGAUGUGAAGAAAUGGAUCGAAAGCUCCGAUUUGUUGAGAAAGAGAUAAGGAAAGCUAAUAUCCCAAUUAUGGACACUGGCGAAAACCCAGAGGUGCCCUUCCCCCGGGACAUGAUUGACUUAGAGGCCAAUUUUGAGAAGAUUGAAAAUGAACUGAAGGAAAUCAACACAAAUCAGGAAGCUCUGAAGAGAAACUUCCUGGAACUGACUGAAUUAAAAUUUAUACUUCGCAAAACUCAGCAGUUUUUCGAUGAGGCUGAAUUGCAUCAUCAGCAGAUGGCGGAUCCAGACCUGUUGGAAGAGUCGUCCUCCCUCCUGGAGCCAAACGAGAUGGGAAGAGGCACGCCUUUAAGACUCGGCUUCGUGGCUGGUGUGAUUAACCGCGAGCGCAUCCCUACUUUUGAGCGCAUGCUUUGGCGGGUGUGCCGGGGGAAUGUGUUCCUGCGGCAGGCUGAAAUCGAGAACCCCCUGGAGGAUCCUGUGACUGGAGACUACGUGCACAAGUCUGUGUUCAUCAUUUUCUUCCAAGGCGAUCAGCUGAAAAACAGAGUCAAGAAAAUCUGUGAGGGGUUCCGGGCCUCACUCUAUCCCUGUCCUGAGACGCCACAGGAGAGGAAGGAAAUGGCUUCUGGAGUUAAUACCAGGAUUGACGAUCUCCAAAUGGUUCUGAAUCAAACAGAGGAUCACCGCCAGAGGGUCCUGCAGGCGGCUGCUAAGAACAUCCGAGUCUGGUUCAUCAAGGUGCGGAAGAUGAAGGCCAUCUACCAUACUUUGAACCUGUGCAACAUAGACGUGACCCAGAAGUGCUUGAUUGCGGAGGUCUGGUGCCCUGUCACUGACCUUGACUCCAUCCAGUUUGCACUCAGAAGGGGCACGGAACACAGUGGUUCCACCGUGCCCUCCAUUCUGAACAGGAUGCAGACAAACCAGACUCCCCCAACCUAUAACAAAACCAACAAGUUCACAUGCGGCUUUCAGAACAUAGUGGAUGCUUACGGAAUUGGAACUUACCGAGAGAUAAAUCCGGCUCCAUAUACCAUCAUCACUUUCCCUUUUCUAUUUGCUGUGAUGUUUGGAGACUUUGGCCAUGGCAUUUUGAUGACCCUUUUUGCUGUAUGGAUGGUGUUAAGGGAGAGCCGGAUUCUUUCCCAGAAGAAUGAGAAUGAGAUGUUCAGCACUGUGUUCAGUGGCCGGUACAUUAUUCUGUUGAUGGGUAUCUUCUCCAUCUACACUGGCCUCAUCUACAAUGAUUGCUUUUCCAAGUCUCUUAAUAUCUUCGGGUCAUCCUGGAGCGUACGGCCAAUGUUCGAUGGAUAUAAUUGGACGGAAGAGACGCUUCGGGGGAAUCCUGUCCUCCAGCUGAAUCCAGCUGUUCUUGGAGUUUUUGGUGGACCAUAUCCUUUUGGCAUUGAUCCAAUUUGGAACAUUGCCACCAAUAAGCUGACCUUCCUCAACUCCUUUAAGAUGAAGAUGUCUGUUAUCCUUGGUAUCAUCCACAUGAUGUUUGGAGUCAGCCUGAGCCUUUUCAACCAUAUUUAUUUCAAGAGGCCGCUGAAUAUCUACUUUGGAUUUAUCCCAGAAAUAAUCUUCAUGACUUCUUUGUUUGGCUAUUUAGUUAUCCUUAUUUUUUACAAGUGGACAGCCUAUGAUGCUCAGACGUCUGAGAAAGCACCAAGCCUUCUGAUCCAUUUCAUAAACAUGUUUCUCUUUUCCUACGGGGACUCUGGUAAUUCGAUGCUGUAUUCUGGACAGAAAGGAAUUCAGUGUUUCCUGGUAGUGGUUGCACUACUUUGUGUACCUUGGAUGCUUCUGAUUAAACCACUAGUCCUUCGCCAUCAAUAUUUGAGGAGGAAGCAUUUGGGAACUCUCAACUUUGGUGGGAUCAGGGUGGGCAACGGACCGACAGAGGAGGAUGCUGAGAUUAUUCAGCAUGACCAGCUCUCCACCCAUUCAGAGGACGCAGAGGAGGUGGAAGCAGCGGUCCCUCUCCCUGGGGGGCGCUCAGUCCAGCUGCAAACAAGAGCCAGGCCAGUUGAUUGGGAAAUCCUUGAAGGCUGUCACCAUUCAGCAAGGGUCAGCGGGACCUCUCCCUACUGUGUCAUCUCACCAGGUACAUUCCUCCAGCCCAUCCAUUCAUUCACCUUCCAUGUGCCAGCCACUCUUUUUAGUGCUGUAGGAACGGAGAGGAGAAGUCAUAGUCCUUGCCGUCAAGGAACUCCCAGACAAAUUGAGACAGUCUGGGUGGCAGAUGCUGUGAUCAGGGUGUGCCCAGCAUGCUGUGCGAGCAAAGAAAGAGGACAUGUAACAGACCCUGGGUGGGCUGGGGGAUGUGGGGGAGGAGACCGGGAAAGGAUUCCCUAAGGAGGUUAUUACCAAGGUUAGUCUGGUCAAGAGGAGUCUCUGUGGAGGGAAGGAGGGGAUGCAGACCCAUCGGUAUAUACAGUUGUCAUAAGGACACAGGGGCCUGUGUUAGAGGGACACAUUUGGGGGAUAAACAUGUAUUCAGCUUGGCUGGAGCCAAGAGUCGGGGGUCAGGGGACUGGUGAGAAGUGCGACUGGAGUUUGGCAGACACCUGCCGUCGCAGAGUGUUUGGGUAAGGAGGAGCAUCAGAGGGCGGUGAAGCUGCAGGUAACAGAGUGGGUGCCACUGCUGAGAUACCCUAGUGGAGGUGGGAGAGGAUAUACUGGACGAGGAGGGACACAGUCUGGAGACUAACUAGUCUGAUGGGAGUCAGGAAAGAAUUGAGAGGCCAUGUGCAGUGGGAGUUGGAAAGGAGGGAACCAAUAUGAGAUUAAGGAAGUAAAAGCUACAGACCUCAGUGCCUUCAUGAAUGUAGGCAGUCAGAGCGAGUGACUUCCAGGUUUGGGUGCCUGGGCACUAGUAUGACCUCUAGUAGACAUGGGACAGGGUGCAGAAGUAGGUGGUGGUGGGGUCAGACGAGAGCAAUGAGUUUAGUUUGGGAGGAGAGUUGGAAGCUCCUGUGGUGCAGCAGGAGGUGACGGGGCACAACGGGUUGAAGACAGGCAGUGCAGAAGUGGUGUCCAUUGGGGGGGUCCCUCCAUGGCCGCUGAAGGCCUGAGCGGCAGUGCUACAGGAGACGUGUGAGGGCUGAGGCAGGAACCCCCGCAUUGAGGGAGCAACCAAGGUGGAGGCUGAGAAGGACCGUCCAGAGAGGUAGGAGUGUCUCAAGGCGGGGGAGGACAAGGUGAUAGAGGCAGACACUGCAGAGGCUCAGGCAGGACGCAGAAUAUCUGUUAGACCCUCCAGGCCAGAGGGGAGGGCGAGCCACCAGGGAGGUGCGUGGAGCCCAGAGGGCAAAUGCCAGGGCCAGGGCGCAGGAGGAGGAGGCGCAGCCGGGCCGUAGUCUGACAGGGCGUCUGCAGCGGUUCACGGUCAGUCGCAGCUACUCAUGGGGCAGUGACAGACUCCCAGGUGCUUGGCUGGUCCUCCGUUAAUUCUCACCCCACUUCUUGUUUUCCUCCAACGUGUAGGUAAGAAAAGUUGCCGAGGGUUACAAAGCAGGAAGCCGGGAAUGGUGGAGAGGAGAAAGAGAGGGAAGCUUCCUCUGCCAUCUCUGUGCUUUUUUUGUUAAUGGGAGAAAUUCAAGGUGGAGUAAAAAUGCUGAAAGGGGCUGGUUCCAGGGGCGCCCCGCAGUCACCACUUUCGUUGAGCUUUGGGUAAAGCUCUGUGCUCCUUGGAGCCAUGGUCCUGUCCUUCCUCAGCACGGGCUCUGGGGUGACAGCCAGCAGUGAUGGCCAGAGCUCUUAACAGCAUUGUUGGGGUACCUAGACUCACCCUGGUUUUCAUGGUAACUAGGAGGCUUGAAGAACCUGUUUCGGAAGAAAAACCCAGAAAUACUCUGGGUGUAGAUAGUCAGAGGUAAGGGAAAAGGGCGGUCGCCCAGAGAUGGCGAGUUGGAGCUGGCCUCUCUCCCCACCAGCACACCCGUGAGGCCCUGGCUGUUAGUGCCUUACCCGCCAGCCCUCCUCUCCUGCCCUCGUGUGAUUUCUCAAGGCAGUUCUUUCUGGUAUCUUUUGGGGGUGAAGUCAUGUGAGUCUGGAAAGAAACUGGUGAAAAACAGACUCUGGCCUGUGGCAGGGCAGGCUGGGAGGCCCAUUAGGCAGCAGGCCUCUGCUCUUGGGGGCCUUGUCUGGGCCGGGUGGGGAGGCCCCAGGGAGGGGAGCAGCCUCCUGGCUUUCAGUGACUGUGGCUCCCGGAAGAGUGAGAGGCCAGGAGAAGCACCUGGCACACCAAGUGUGGCACCCAAUGUGCUUCUGCAGCCGAGCUCAGAGCAGUCCUAGGAGGAAGCUUCCGGACGCUCGCUCCAGUCCCUGCCCUUUGUUCCGGAAAUAAUUUUUGAUGUUGAAAACUGGAAGAAAGUGAGUGAAGAAGAAAACAAAAACAAAAUAAGUGUCCUGUUUGGUCUUCAUCAAUUUGCCCAAGUAGGAAUUUAUAAAACUUUAGGAGUUCCUGUCGUGGCGCAGUGGUUAACAUAUCCGACUAGGAACCAUGAGGUUGCGGGUUCGGUCCCUGCCCUUGCUCAGUGGGUUAAGGAUCCGGCGUUGCCGUGAGCUGUGGUGUAGAUUGCAGAUUCGGCUCAGAUCCCAAGUUGCUGUGGCUCUGGUGUAGGCCUGUGGCUACAGCUCCGAUGAGCCCCCUAGCCUGGGAACCUCCAUAUGCCGUGGGAGCGGCCCAAA
This is a messenger RNA of Sus scrofa (pig), 5071 nucleotides long. The record is from RefSeq and is a predicted model, not a curated record. NCBI's taxonomy places the organism in Eukaryota, Metazoa, Chordata, Mammalia, Artiodactyla, Suidae.